Messenger RNA from Amblyraja radiata (thorny skate), 8387 nucleotides. RefSeq names its product mucin-2-like. Gene Ontology annotation, molecular function: protein binding. Gene Ontology annotation, cellular component: extracellular matrix. The transcript has 106 exons. Lineage: Eukaryota; Metazoa; Chordata; Chondrichthyes; Rajiformes; Rajidae. The record is from RefSeq and is a predicted model, not a curated record. Bases 1 to 8172 code for a protein of 2723 amino acids.
AUGCAAAAGCUGGUAUUAGUCGUCCUCUGUAUCCUGUCCACUUGCACAGGUAUGGAGGACCAUAUUCAUCGAAUUGUGCCAAGAUCUGUUCAAGACUCAACUUCUUCAACUGAAUCUGGUUUCUGCAGCACUUGGGGAAAAGGAGCAUUCAGGACAUAUGAUAACCAGUUUUACUACUUUAGAUCAAACUGCAGCUAUUUUCUGAGUCGCCUGUCCACGGAUAGCACAAGUGACAUAGAAGACUUUAACAUCAAAAUCCGUCGUGGGUCGAAGGGGGACUUGGAACAAGCAUAUAUAGUGAUAGAAGGUGUUACAAUUCUUCUGGAAAAUGGGAUUAUUAAAGUGGACGAAAAGACGGCAAACGUGCCAUUUGAUAAUAGAGUGAUAAAUAUUCAGGCAUAUGGAAUUUACAAACAAAUUUCGAACAAGAAGCAUACAAUAUCAUUGAUCUGGAAACAGGGUGAUGUAUUGUCGAUAACAGUCAAUGCAAAGUUUCAAGGGCAACUUUCUGGCUUAUGUGGAGAUUUCAGUAAAGGAGUCAAGACGCCUAGUGAUUCCACAUUUUUUGAAAAAAAUAAGAUUGAUGCCUUAGGUCAUUCAUGUCCUAGUCAUUACGUUUCACCUCGCAAGGCAAAUGCUCAGCAAUGUGACAAGAUUUCAUAUGUCUUCAUGUCAUGUUUUGAAUUUGGUAUAGUAAGCAACUAUUUAACAAUGUGUAGAAAUGAUGUCUACCAUUGUCCUCAUUGUGCGUGUGUUACAUAUGCGGAAAUGGCACGUCUAUGCCGGAAAGACCUGCUCACUGAAAACUGGAAGCACCCAAAAGAAUGCCCCAAACCUAAGUGUCCUGAGAAUCAGAUUUAUAAGGCUUGUGGUCAUGUGGAUGUGCCAACUUGUUCUAAUCCAAAACCUCUGCAACAAAAUGAUAAAUGUGUGGCUACAUGCAUAUGUCCAGAGGGCACUUUACUCGAUAACAUUGGGCGAACAAAUAAAUGCAUCAAGGAAACAGAAUGUCCUUGUGAAUUUAAUGGAGUAAUUUAUGAACCUGGAAUGAAAAGGGAAACUUCCUGUUUAUCAUGCAUUUGUGGAAAUGGGGCAUGGUCAUGUUCUCACCUAAGUUGCCCCAAGAGAUGCAAAAUAGAAGAAGCAACAUCCAUCACUACAUUUGAUGAUAACUAUUAUCAAAUAAAAGGGGAUUGUUCAUUCUAUGCAGCUAAGGCGGUUAAUUGGACCAUCAAAGUUGAGAUUCGCCAAUGUCAGGCAGUUUUGAAACAGACUUGUUUGCAGCGGAUUGUCCUAAUUAAGAAACAGACCACUUACAUGUUCACCAAUGAUGGCAAAGUAUAUCUUGAUGGAAAUGAAGUUGCAUUACCUCUGAGAACAGAUGGAAUAAUGAUAUUUUGGCAGUCUUCUGUGUUCAUUCAAGUCUCAACGACAUUUGGACUGAAGAUGCAAGUGCAGACAGCACCUGUUAUGCAGCUUUAUAUCUCACUGCCUGAAGAGUUAAAAAGUACCACAAAAGGUUUAUGUGGAAACUUCAAUGGAAAUGCAGAAGAUGAUUUCCUAUCUGAACAAGGCAUCUUGGAGGGUUCCGUCACUUCUUUUGCUAAUUCCUGGAAAACAGAAGAUAGUUGCACUGAUGUAAAUGAACCUUCUCCUUGUAUCAGUUCAGAAAAUGAUAAAACAUGUAGCAAGACUCAGGUCUUUGAGAAUGACAUGAAAACUUGUAACCGUACCUGUAGAUCACUAUCAAAUUAUGAUUAUACCUGCGAAGUUAAGGAUGUUCCUGUUUUUGGUUGUGGUUGUCCUGAGGGAACAUACAUGGACAAAGAUGGUGCUUGCGUUGAUAAAUCAUCCUGCCAUUGCUAUAUUGGUAGAGAAAUUAUCAAAACAGGACAGGAUCGAACGUUGAAUGGAAAAACCUGCAAAUGUGAAAAUGGACAGCUUUACUGUUUAACAGUCCCUACAACCACCAGGCCAGGAUGUCCAAAUAAGAAAGUAUAUCUCGACUGCCGGAAUUCUGACAAUUUGUGUGCAAAAACAUGCAGAAACAUGAAUGAGUCUUGUUCUGACAGACCAUGCAUUCCUGGUUGUGUCUGUGUCAACGGUCUUGUGGAAGGUGAGAAAGGAAGAUGCAUCCCUCCAGAACAGUGUCCUUGUUCAUUUGCAGAUGAAAGUCAUGAGAAUGGGAGUACAAUCAAAAUAGACUGCAAUAACUGCACCUGCCUGGCUGGAUACUGGACCUGUACCAAAAAAACAUGUGUGAAGGAGUGCCUUGUGUAUGGAGAUGGCCACACUAUAACCUUUGAUGGAAAAAGAUACUCAUUUGAUGGCAACAGUGAAUAUGUUCUAAUUGAGGACAAAUACGAGCAGGAAAAUAAUACCUUCCAAAUAUUGAUAGAGGGUGUCCCAUGUUGUGAAAAAGGAGUAAUAUGUUCAAGAAAUAUCAAAAUUUUACUUGAGGUAUGCAUUCUUCAUGAGGGAAGAGUGGAGAGAGUCAAGAUGUCGUCUGGUCAAAUGCAGUGCAAAGAUGACUUCUAUUCACUUCACACAGUUGGGCUCUACUUAAUCCUUCAGUUUACCAAAGGGAUCACUGUGAUUUGGGACAAACGCACAAGAGUUUCAAUUACAUUGGACACUAAAUGGAAGAAUAAAAUAAGUGGUCUGUGUGGAAAUUACAAUGGUGACAUUGCAGAUGACCUUACAACCAAAGGGAACUCUUUGGUCACUGACAUCUUGGAAUUUGGAAACAGCUGGACAUUAUCAUCUUCUUAUUCACAUGUAGUUAAUCAAACAUCUGCUUGCGAUGCAAACCCAUACUGUCUAUCAUGGGCUCAGAGGAAGUGCAGCAUAAUUAAACAUAACGUGUUUAAAGCUUGCCAUAAAAAGGUUGAACCAAUCCCAUACUAUGAAACAUGCGUCCAAGGAGCCUGCGCCUGUGAUUUAGAAGGGAAAUACAUGGGUUUCUGUACCUCUGUAGCUGUGUAUGCAGAAGCUUGCAAUAAAGCUGAAGUUUGUAUUGAUUGGAGAACCCCAGAUUUGUGCCCUAUAUAUUGUGACUAUUAUAACAAUCCUGAAGAAUGCAGCUGGCACUAUCACCCUUGUGGAACAUUAACAACAAGAACAUGCUCGGAUCAUUACAUUGGGAAAAAGUUCUCUGCAAUACUUGAAGGUUGUUAUGCAAAAUGCCCAGGAAGUGCUCCCUAUUUGGAUGAAAAUAUAUUGAAGUGCGUCAACGUACCAGAUUGCACAUGUUACUACCAUGGAGAAAUAUUACAGCCAGGCGAAAGAAGAAGUUGUGACUGUAAAGAAUGCGAGUGUGUCAACGGAACGGUUACAUGUGAAGAUGUUCCAUGCACCACACCUGCAAAUGUGACAGAAAGUACUUCAACAACUACACCUAUUUCCACUUCAUCAACUGUGACAACUACAACAAGUGGAACAACAACUGCAUCCACGGCAAAGUCGACAACAGGUACAACUACAUCAACAACACAUCACCCUCCUCCCAGUACCACAUCUGAGCCAACUACAACCAAAGUAACAACAACUCCCUCCACCAGUUCCACAAUUGUUACAACUACAUCAACAGAACAUCCCCCUCCUCCCAGUUCCACACCUGAUACAACUACAUCAACAACACAUCACCCUCCUCCCAGUACCACAUCUGCAGAGCCAACUACAACCAAAGUAACAACAACUCCCUCUACCAGUUCCACAAUUGUUACAACUACAUCAACAGAACAUCCCCCUCCUCCCAGUUCCACACCUGUUACAACUACAUCAACAGAACAUCCCCCUCCUCCCAGUUCCACACCUGCAGAGCCAACUACAACCAAAGUAACAACAACUCCCUCUACCAGUUCCACAAUUGUUACAACUACAUCAACAGAACAUCCCCCUCCUCCCAGUUCCACACCUGCAGAGCCAACUACAACCAAAGUAACAACAACUCCCUCUACCAGUUCCACAAUUGUUACAACUACAUCAACAGAACAUCCCCCUCCUCCCAGUUCCACACCUGCAGAGCCAACUACAACCAAAGUAACAACAACUCCCUCUACCAGUUCCACAAUUGUUACAACUACAUCAACAGAACAUCCCCCUCCUCCCAGUUCUACACCUGAGCCAACUACAACCAAAGUAACAACAACUCCCUCUACCAGUUCCACAAUUGUUACAACUACAUCAACAGAACAUCCCCCUCCUCCCAGUUCCACACCUGCAGAGCCAACUACAACCAAAGUAACAACAACUCCCUCCACCAGUUCCACAAUUGUUACAACUACAUCAACAGAACAUCCCCCUCCUCCCAGUUCCACACCUGUUACAACUACAUCAACAGAACAUCCCCCUCCUCCCAGUUCCACACCUGCAGAGCCAACUACAACCAAAGUAACAACAACUCCCUCCACCAGUUCCACAAUUGUUACAACUACAUCAACAGAACAUCCCCCUCCUCCCAGUUCCACACCUGCAGAGCCAACUACAACCAAAGUAACAACAACUCCCUCUACCAGUUCCACAAUUGUUACAACUACAUCAACAGAACAUCCCCCUCCUCCCAGUUCCACACCUGAGCCAACUACAACCAAAGUAACAACAACUCCCUCUACCAGUUCCACAAUUGUUACAACUACAUCAACAGAACAUCCCCCUCCUCCCAGGUCCACACCUGUGACAGAAAGUACAACAACAACUACACCCAUUUCCACUUCAUCAACUGUGACAACUACAACAAGUGGAACAACAACUGCAUCCACGACAAAGUCGACAACAGAAGAAGUUGCAUCAACAACACAUCACCCCCCUCCCAGUACCACAUCUGAGCCAACUACAACCAAAGUAACAACAACUCCCUCUACCAGUUCCACAAUUGUUACAACUACAUCAACAGAACAUCCCCCUCCUCCCAGUUCCACACCUGCAGAGCCAACUACAACCAAAGUAACAACAACUCCCUCUACCAGUUCCACAAUUGUUACAACUACAUCAACAGAACAUCCCCCUCCUCCCAGUUCCACACCUGCAGAGCCAACUACAACCAAAGUAACAACAACUCCCUCUACCAGUUCCACAAUUGGUACAACUACAUCAACAACACAUCACCCCCCUCCCAGUACCACAUCUGCAGAGCCAACUACAACCAAAGUAACAACAACUCCCUCUACCAGUUCCACAAUUGUUACAACUACAUCAACAGAACAUCCCCCUCCUCCCAGUUCCACACCUGGUACAACUACAUCAACAACACAUCACCCCCCUCCCAGUACCACAUCUGCAGAGCCAACUACAACCAAAGUAACAACAACUCCCUCUACCAGUUCCACAAUUGUUACAACUACAUCAACAGAACAUCCCCCUCCUCCCAGUUCCACACCUGGUACAACUACAUCAACAACACAUCACCCCCCUCCCAGUACCACAUCUGCAGAGCCAACUACAACCAAAGUAACAACAACUCCCUCUACCAGUUCCACAAUUGUUACAACUACAUCAACAGAACAUCCCCCUCCUCCCAGUUCCACACCUGGUACAACUACAUCAACAACACAUCACCCCCCUCCCAGUACCACAUCUGCAGAGCCAACUACAACCAAAGUAACAACAACUCCCUCUACCAGUUCCACAAUUGCAGAGCCAACUACAACCAAAGUAACAACAACUCCCUCUACCAGUUCCACAAUUGUUACAACUACAUCAACAGAACAUCCCCCUCCUCCCAGUUCCACACCUGGUACAACUACAUCAACAACACAUCACCCCCCUCCCAGUACCACAUCUGCAGAGCCAACUACAACCAAAGUAACAACAACUCCCUCUACCAGUUCCACAAUUGUUACAACUACAUCAACAGAACAUCCCCCUCCUCCCAGUUCCACACCUGGUACAACUACAUCAACAACACAUCACCCCCCUCCCAGUUCCCCAUCUGCAGAGCCAACUACAACCAAAGUAACAACAACUCCCUCUACCAGUUCCACAAUUGUUACAACUACAUCAACAGAACAUCCCCCUCCUCCCAGUUCCACACCUGCAGAGCCAACUACAACCAAAGUAACAACAACUCCCUCUACCAGUUCCACAAUUGUUACAACUACAUCAACAGAACAUCCCCCUCCUCCCAGUUCCACACCUGCAGAGCCAACUACAACCAAAGUAACAACAACUCCCUCUAUCAGUUCCACAAUUGUUACAACUACAUCAACAGAACAUCCCCCUCCUCCCAAUUCCACACCUGCAGAGCCAACUACAACCAAAGUAACAACAACUCCCUAUACCAGUUCCACAAUUGUUACAACUACAUCAACAGAACAUCCCCCUCCUAGCAGUUCCACACCUGCAGAGCCAACUACAACCAAAGUAACAACAACUCCCUCUACCAGUUCCACAAUUGUUACAACUACAUCAACAGAACAUCCCCCUCCUCCCAGUUCCACACCUGAGCCAACUACCAGCAAAGUAACAACAACUCCCUCUACCAGUUCCACAAGUGGAAGUACAACAAUCACUCCGUCUGUUCAUCAUUCAACAACUGUUACAACUACAUCAACACCACAUCACCCUCCUCCCAGUUCCACAUCUGCAGAGCCAACUCCAACCAAAGUAACAAUAACUCCCUCUACCAUUUCCACAAGUGGAAGUACAACAAUCACUCCGUCUGUUCAUCAUUCAACAACUGUUACAACUACAUCAACACCACACCACCCUCCUCCCAGUUCCACAUCUGCAGAGCCAACUACAACCAAAAUAACAACAACUCCCUCUACCAGUUCCACAAGCGUUAUAACUACAUCAACACCACAUCACCCUCCUCCCAGUUCCACAUCUGCAGAGCCAACUACAACCAAAGUAACAACAACUCCCUCUACCAGUUCCACAAGUGAAGCCACUACGCCAACAGCAGGUAGAACAACAGUGUCCACUCCCAGUUCAACAACUGACGAAUGUAAAAUAUGGGGAGAUCCACAUUAUCGCACCUUUCAUGGGAUCAAUUAUGACUUCUUUGGGAAUUGUACAUAUACUGCCGUCGAAGAAAUAAUUCCCAAAUAUAACUUUUCAGUCCUGGUGGACAAUUAUUAUUGUUUAGAAGGCAUACCUAAAUCGUGUCCAAAACAACUAAUUAUUUUUUACAAAGAAAAUAUUAUUACAAUUUCACCUGCAAAUAAUAAGUUAACAGUCAAUGGACAUGAUACGAAGAUUCCUUAUUUUACAGAAGAAUUCAACAUUACAGAACAAUGGCCAAAAACGCACAUAUCAAUUCCUGAAAUUCUAACAAACAUUACUGCUGCUAAUUUCCUAUUUACAAUAAGUAUUGCAGAGUCAUUCUUAACUAACACUCGAGGCCAAUGUGGAAACUGCUCGAGAAGAAAUGGUACAGGCGUAUCUUCUAAAUGUUGUUCCACAACUGCUUCCGAAUGGAUACAUAACGAUAUCAAGAAACCUUACUGUCAAGGCAAUUCCACUUCAGUGACUCCUUGUGGAGUAACACCUACUUCGACUCCAUGCCCUUAUAAACACCCCAUCUGUGACCUCAUUACAGGAAAGCCAUUUGAAAAAUGCAGACAGAAGGUUGACAUUGAACACUUUAAAAAGACUUGUAUCUAUGACAACUGCGGGACAAAUGUUACUUGUAGUAGCUUGGAAGCUGCUGCAGAUGAGUGCUUUAAAUUGGGUUUUUGUGUUGACUGGAGACCUUACACAAAUGGAUUGUGCAACCAUGCAUGUCCGCACAAUUUGGUUUAUAAGGCUUGCCCAAGCAAAACAGAUGAUCGCUGUGUCAACUCCACAGUGGAACCUGGCACUCACACUUCAGGAGAGGGAUGCUUUUGUCCAGAUGGAAUGAUGAUGACAGAAAAUAGUACUGAAUGUGUUUCCUCGUGUGAAAAUUGCAAGACCACAGUUGUUCAUAAAAUAGUUGGCAAUGGCACUUGCCAAACAGAUAUUGAAAUGAAACAAUGUGUGGGGAACUGCUUUUCAAGUACUGAAUUUGACCCUAAAACAAAGAGGAUGGUUCAUUUAUGUCAGUGCUGUCAUGAAAGGGAGACAGAAGAAAAGAGUGCAAAACUACAGUGCGAGGAUGGAAAUACUGAAACGUACACUUAUACUGACAUCAAGUCUUGCAUGUGCAAAAAAUGUGAAAAUGAGGAAGAAUACCUGUUAUACAAGAACUAGCGAUUUCAAUUUCAAUAACAUGGAAUGCUUUGUUAGUUACAUUUUUUAAAUACUGUCUUAAAUAUCUCCCCGAUGCCAGCCUAAAAUCUUACCAGGCUGUUAUUCAAUCCCUUCCCUUCUUAUUAAUGAAUUGUAACAUCUUGAAUGCACCUUUCUAUUGCAUGCAAUCUAUCAAUAAUUCUACUAUUAGAAAUGCAAACUAAUAAAAACUUUCU